AACGUUGAGUUAAAAUCAUUUAAACAAAGCCAUCAUGUCUCGAUUGACCCUCCAGGAGUCCUUCUUCGAAAAUCUAUGGCCACUGAUACUGAAGGCGAAUGUAUGUGAUACUUCGAGCAAGAAUACGUGUAGUUUCUAUGAGCCAGAUAAAACAUUUGACAAUAUCUGGCUGCACGCGUACCUUGCGGAUCGCGGUUUCAGAAGUUAUCAGCCGCCAACAGUGAUCCGCUGUUGCUUUGACGAGAAAGAAGAGAAGCUGGUGUUAUCUGAGCCAACAGAGACAACCAAUAACACUGACUUACUUCUAUCCGAGCCAAACCUCAGAGCAGAAGAUGAGCACUCCCAACAAACAGAACAGAAGGAGGAGGGUUUAUAUGCACCCAAGCCCGUAGAUAUUUUAUUAGUAGAACGGAUGGCUGUGAUGAGUGGAAAUUUUGAUCAACGGCGAAAGCUUGCAUACGCUUUCGUUAAUCGACAGUAUCCCUGGUAUAUGCAACCGCCU
Rhagoletis zephyria (snowberry fruit fly) is the source of this 502-nucleotide messenger RNA. RefSeq lists its product as uncharacterized. NCBI's taxonomy places the organism in Eukaryota, Metazoa, Arthropoda, Insecta, Diptera, Tephritidae. The record is from RefSeq and is a predicted model, not a curated record.